Mangifera indica (mango) is the source of this 981-nucleotide messenger RNA. RefSeq names its product CASP-like protein 5A1. Gene Ontology annotation, cellular component: membrane. Lineage: Eukaryota; Viridiplantae; Streptophyta; Magnoliopsida; Sapindales; Anacardiaceae. The record is from RefSeq and is a predicted model, not a curated record. The transcript is spliced from 3 exons. The coding region runs from base 183 to 722 and encodes 179 amino acids.
AAUGAAUCAUAUCAUAUGCUAAUGCUAAUGCUAUAGCCCAGUGAGGCAACUUUUAGUACGGCAUAAGAAUUCUCAAGUGUACACUACUUUCCUCUUUCACUUGAUUCCCCAUAACCUUUUCAAAUUUUGGUGUUGGGUUUGAUGAUUGGUUGAUUAAAUUAUCGGGGUUCGAUAAAAAAAGCAUGAACUUGAGCCGGCCGGCGGUGCACCCAGUGGAGGCCCCCCCGUUGACGGAGGUGGCUGCUCAGAAUGUUCCCAGACUCAGAAUGAAGGACGUACAAGGCAUGCCUGGGACACGUGGCGGUUUGAUUCUUCGCCUCUGUCAGUUUGUUUUUUCAGUCAUCUCUUUCUGUGUCAUGGCCUCCACCAGUGACUUCCAUGAAGUCAGCGCUUUUUGCUACCUAGUUCUUGCUGUUGGCCUCCAAAGUUUGUGGAGUCUAUCCCUGGCAGUUCUUGACAUAUAUGCCAUCUUGGUGAAACGAAGCUUGCGGAACAACAUAGUUAUCCGUUUGUUCACCAUUGGUGAUGGGAUCACAUCCACUCUAACAUUUGCAGCUGCUUGUGCAUCCGCUGGCAUCACAGUUCUCAUUCGCAAUGAUCUCAACAGAUGUGCCGUGAACCACUGCACAAGGUUUGAGACGGCUACAGCAAUGGCUUUUAUUAGCUGCUUCGCCAUAUCACCAUCCUUUCUCUUGAACUUCUGGUCAUUGGCUUCUCAGUAAAUUUGGGUAUAUGGAAUAUAUAGUCAGCAAACAAGUCUAACUUUAAUGCACAAAUUUCCCCGUAUGGAAACUCUAACUAUGGAGAUCAAUUAGUUGCUCCUACCUGUAAAUAGAUAAGGUGUUGCUAGGAUUUUUCAUAUGCAAGAAACAUAGACUUAUUUGAAAUGAUCUUUCCCCCUUUCUUCCAGGUUUUUUGGUUUAUGGAUGUGCAUGGUGGGAUGACAUAAUUUAUUGUUACAAUAAAAUUAUGUAUAUCCAA